AUGAUCAGUGCUACCUCGUUCUUGAAUCAUCCCGGUACCCGACCGCCCCGGUACCGCACGCCGUCCCCCCCGCGACGCGCCGUCGAGCCGAUUUCGCCCUGCACCACCGCCGACUUCCGUGCAUCCUGGGCCGACCGCGGAGUCCCCCGGGCUGCCACGGUAGAUCGCUCUCGCUUCUCCCCGAAUGAUGGUCGAUUCAAGAUCGCGGAGGGGGGCGCUUCCCGGCGGUCCGGCCAUGGCCGAUCAAAUUCCACCAUCGAUACCCUUGCGACCAUUGCGUUGGCGACGAGCCCGACCUUCGCACCCCUCUCCUAUCGCCCGUCCUCCCAGAAUUCCGCGUCCGCCAUGUCGCUGUUCCCAUCCGAACCCGCCGACUCCGCCGAACGGCCUGCAAAGCGGCCGCGGUCGGAGAAAGACCCGUCGCCCUUCCACCAGCCCGCUCCGGCGGCCGUGCCGGACGCCGACUCUUCCGUCUUAGACAGCAUGAAGACCGAUGCAGAGCUUCUCUUGAACUUUGCGCGACCCUCGAAUUUCCCUCCCAUAUCACAUCCACCCAAACGCGUCAGUAUCGAUCAGUCAUACCCCUAUCAGCAUGGCCAUGAUAUGAACGGCCCCGCCAGGACGGCCUUGGGAGCGGCGCCCACGGGGCCGCAGGGCUACAGUGGUCCGGGCGGCGGAGGCGUCCCGCCCUCCCGCAUGCGAUCGCAGUCGGAUGGCUCCACCGCCGUCUCGAGGCCCGUCAUCCACGGGAUGAGGCCCAGCACGAGCGCGUCCACGCUUCCGCCGAUACCGUGGCAGGAGGAAGACGGGGGUGCUGAAGACCGGUGGGGCAACACCGCCAUCGACGAUGCGCCUGUGAUCCACCCGGGGCCGACGGGGAUGACGGGUCCCGACGCGGCGCCGAUGCAUCCGCCAAUCAAGCGGGGCGACGAGACCGAGUCGCAGGCCUCCGGUCAGGCCAGCUGCGCCGCCUGCAACCUCGACCGGAUCCCGGUGGACACGGAGGAACUGGACGGCGUGACGUGGAUCAGUUGUGACGGCUGCAAGCGGUGGUUCCACAUCGUCUGCGCCGGGUUCAAGAACGAUCGCGAGAUCCGGACCGUCGACAAGUUCAUCUGCCGGGGGUGUCGGCCCGUCCACGGGCAGACGACCUUCGUCCGCAAGUCGUCCCGCGCCCGGACGUCCAUCGACUAUGCGGGACUGAACCAGGGCCUGGUGAAGGCCGCCUCCGACGCGCUGGAGCACCAUUACAUCGAGCCGAUCCGCGAGGGCAAGAUCCACUUUCUCCCCGAGUCCUUCCCGCGGAUGCGCCCGGAGCUGGUCACCGCCGAGUACUUCGAGCGGGGCAAUGGCAUGUCCGAACCCAUUGUCAUCCCCGCCUGCUGGAACACCUGCGACUCGGUCCCCGCCGCCGAUCCCGACUUUGACGCGCUCGCCGGCGACGCCUCAACCCAGGAGAUGUUCGACGAACUGCUCGAACACUUGCCCGCGGACGACGAGGACCAAACUCUGGAGCCGGUGGUCGAUUGCGGCCAAGACCAGUUGGACAUGGUGCUCCCCCGCGGCUUGACCGUCCGGGCGGUAGCCGAGUUGUACGGGCCCGAAGAGCGCGUGGAGGUCAUCGACGUCAAAUCCCAGCAGGGGGAGGACCGGCGCUGGACCAUGCAGAAGUGGGCGGAUUACUACGAGAGCACCGGGGCCAAAGUCGUCCGGAAUGUCAUCAGCCUGGAGAUCUCCCAAAGCAAACUGGGCAAGCUGAUCCGUCGACCCAAGGUCGUCCGCGACCUGGAUCUGCAGGAUGCCGUCUGGCCCGCCGAACUCCAGGCCGUCGGCGAAUACCCCAAGGUCCAGUUUUACUGCCUGAUGUCGGUCGCGGACUGCUACACCGACUUCCACAUCGAUUUCGGCGGGUCCUCGGUUUACUAUCAUAUCCUCAAGGGCAAGAAGACCUUCUUCUUCAUCCCGCCCAAGGACAAACACCUGAAGAAGUACGAGGAAUGGUGCAAUUCGCCCGCCCAAGACGACACCUUCCUCGGCGAUCAGACCCAGGAAUGCUACCGGGUGGAUCUCUCCGAGGGCGAUACCAUGCUGAUCCCUUCGGGGUGGAUCCACGCCGUCUGGACGCCGGAAAACAGUCUGGUGAUCGGUGGGAACUUUCUGACGCGGCUAAAUUACGGCAUGCAGAUCAAGAUCGCCAAGAUCGAGAAGGACACGAAGGUGCCCCGGAAGUUCCGAUACCCGUACUUUCAGAAGAUCCAGUGGUACACGGCGCUGCGGUAUCUGGAGGACGACCCGAUCCCCCAGAGUGUCUCUGACGCCUUCGCCCACGACGAGAAUUACCGCUUCUACCGCGAAUAUCCCGUCUACUACGAAUUCGGAGAGCGCGCCACCGAUCACCCUCGCGGGUCCCCCGCCCACAACUCCCGCUUCUACUCUCAAGCGGAGUUGGAGGGUUUGCCGGAUCUCGCCAAGUAUCUCCUCCGGACCGCCUUGAUCGCCAACGGUUAUGCCAUUGAGGGCGUGACGGCGGACACCCGAAACGCUAUCCGACGCUCGAUCCCCAAGGGCGUUGGAGACCCGGUGGAGACGGUCCGGGCCUUCGGGAUCUGGGUGGCCUGGAAGCGGGGGAACGAAAAAGCGGCCAGCUGGACGCGCCCCGGCGUGAUCGAGAGCAACGCCAAAUUGACCCUGGUCGAGAAGAAGCCCGCUGGGAGGCCGAGCCGCCGCUCGGAACGCAAUCAGGACAGCCAGCGCAUGUACACCGAGCGACAGGCCGUGCAGCGGUUUCCCGAACCCUCCGAACCCCGCGAAAUCCCCAAUGGCCAUGCCAACAGCGGCGGGCUCCCUCUCCCGUCGAGCAGCAGCAGUGUUCCCACGACAUCGCACUCUUCAGGAAAUCCUCCGGCCGAAGAAGCCUCCCCCCCGGUUCCUCCUCUCAAACCUCGCAAUACUCCGCGUGGCUCUGGUCUGGGCCCGAAACGGGUUGCUUGCGAUGCUUGCCGCAAGCGCCGCAUCCGAUGCCACCACAAGGAUGGAAAUAGCGACGCGAUCUCGAGUAAGCAGAUGACUGUUGGCGCCUUCGCGCCGGGGAGUCAAACCUCUCUGGCGCACGAUGCCGCAACGGCUCUAAACUCCUUGGCCGCCAUUGCAUCUGAGGCAGGCCUCCCGGACGGCGGCAGUGGGGGGACUUUAGAUCCUCUCGAGGCUGCCGCCAAAUACGGUUCGACCGUCAUGGUGACUCCGCAUACGGCCAGCAGGUUUACGGAUAUUGGCCCGGAUGGUACCAGUACCGGGAAGAAAGGACGCAGCAAGGCCUGUGACGACUGCCGCAAGAGCAAGCGUCGGUGCAUCCACGACGAAUACGGUAGAAUCGAUCCGAUCAAGGCACAGGAGCGCGCAAAACCUCGAGCAGCGGCGUCGGCGAAACGGCCUCGCCCAAGCGAAGAAGGACCUCUGUCAACCAUGAAUAAGAAACCGAAGCAGGAGAGCACGUCUCCCUUGAUGCAGUCCGCACAUCUCCACGGCAGAGGCGGUCCGAUUCCGGAUACUCUGGACAUCCAGUCGUCUCGGCACUUCGAGGGGGCCGUGCCCUCCGACAACUCCCAUGCAGACAUCCCUUAUCCCAAUCCGGUCGCCGACUUGCAGCAAACGGACGAAAUGGACAUAGACAAAGACGUUGUCCUGGGACAGACGUCGUACGCAUCGCCGCCCGCGUUCCAGACGGAUCCCGUUGUCACGAAGGAUGUCAAUUCGACCUCGGUGUCCUCCAAGCCGACCAAUUCGCUCGUAUCGCCACCCACAUCACAGGCCGACGAGACGGACAUCCCCCACGAACAUGGUGAUGGUGAGGGGGGACACGGGACGAUCAUCCAUACGCCGACAUCCAGUUCCCGCCAUUCCUCCCGCCAACCCCGCCAUCUUGAUCGGUACCUUUCGGAGACACACUCCAGCACCAAGGCGAAUAAACCAGCAGCCCACCCCGCACCCCAGCGCCGUGCAUCAUUCAGCGCAUCUGGCACACCCAAACGCACGACCACGCCGGGUCCUUCCUCAGGGUUCAAGAAGUCCUCAUCGCGGCCGUCAUCCUCCCACGCCAAGAAGAGCUUCUUCCCCUCAGCCGACAAAAGAGCCGAUCGGUCGAUGGCCUCGGCCGCGUCUCCGGGACCCUCAACUAAGAAUCAGCAACAUGAGAAGGCUGGCUCCGUUGACGGGGAGCCAGACGCCGAGAGUCUGCGUCUGAUCCGGGAGCUGCAGGAGCAAGAGUUCGGACUGCGGAAACGGUCGACGCGAGUGUAG
Messenger RNA from Aspergillus candidus, 4296 nucleotides. RefSeq names its product [Histone H3]-lysine-36 demethylase (gene jhd1). Gene Ontology annotation, biological process: protein demethylation; regulation of transcription by RNA polymerase II. Bases 1 to 4296 code for a protein of 1431 amino acids. Gene Ontology annotation, molecular function: transcription coregulator activity; zinc ion binding; DNA-binding transcription factor activity, RNA polymerase II-specific. The record is from RefSeq and is a predicted model, not a curated record. The transcript is spliced from 2 exons. NCBI's taxonomy places the organism in Eukaryota, Fungi, Ascomycota, Eurotiomycetes, Eurotiales, Aspergillaceae.